Molecule: messenger RNA, 3317 nt
Organism: Papilio polytes (common Mormon)
Lineage: Eukaryota; Metazoa; Arthropoda; Insecta; Lepidoptera; Papilionidae
Gene: ENGase
Product: cytosolic endo-beta-N-acetylglucosaminidase 1
Exons: 9
Coding region: 887-3169 (760 amino acids)
Biological process (GO): protein deglycosylation
Cellular component (GO): cytoplasm
Molecular function (GO): mannosyl-glycoprotein endo-beta-N-acetylglucosaminidase activity
Source: RefSeq, a predicted model, not a curated record
UAUUGUAUAUUAACAAACAUAUUUUAAUCAUUUGUACAAUACUUAUCAAUAGUGACACACAUCCUUAUUUCUUUAUCAAAUCUAGGACAAACUAGUCCCACACUAAUAGGAAAUAUUCCACUAUUGUUUUAUGGUACAUAAAAUAUCUAAGAAUCACAAUUAUGUUGCUUGUAUAUAUUUUUCAUUGUUACGAAAGUUAACCAAUUCCUGGGGGUAUGUUUCCAGAGGGGGAACACCGAUGUCCAUCUUUGUUGCAACUUAAAAGCUGAGAUACAUGGAGGUGUGAUGUUUUAGUAAUUUGCGUACCAUAUCAAAUUAAUCCAUUUAAACGGAAUAUUGAGAACAAAUUAAUUUUAACAAUAAUAUAAACAAAGAAAGGGGAUAAUUAACACUAUUAAUUUUCCUUCAAUAUCAUCCUUAUAAAGUAAUUUCUCUGAUAUCUCUGAUAUCAUUGGAUAGAUCAUGUACAUGUGCAUGUACCCUGCACUGGUAUAAGAUCUAGUAGAUUUGAUAUUAUUUCGUAGGAUAAGCGCACAAUGAAAUUAGUAUGACAAAAAUACAGUAAUGGUAUUAAAUCACUCGCGUUACACAUAAGAGGAAUUGAUGUUUCGCAAAUGUAAUAUUGCGUUUAAUUAUUGUGGCAUUGACCUGUGUUCUAAUUACUAAUACACUUUGCAACUUCAUUUCAACGCAUUUGUUUACGUGCAUUCAUAUCACCCGCCAUUGUGGCGAACAUUUGUCAAUGUCACUCUGAAGUCUGGACUCAAAGUAAAUAAAUCGCGUUCUAUUGGUAAUUUACAUUAUAUUAUUAUUAAAUUAAAGUAUAUAAAAUAGUUUUGAGCUUCGUUUAUACAAUAUUGGCACUGACUGACUUCAUGAAAAGGCAAUGUCUCAGAUUUCACAAAUAAGUUUGGCUCGGGAACGAACCUGCAAGCCACUAGUUACAUACGAAGAUAUUACGGAAUUCUUAAAAGAUCCUCCUUCAUGGAGAACGCUAUGUACGGAGUUGAAGCCUCACAGCCAACAAGCUAUUCGAAAUGUGGAUAUCAAUAAAGAUUUUGGAAAAACAUUUUUGGAAACCCCGCAAACUUUCUGUCACUAUACGACGGAAACGGAAGACUUAAUUGAACGUCAAAGUAUAAAAAAGUUACCAAAAACAUUGGUAUGUCACGAUAUGGCCAACGGAUAUCAUGACGAUUGCGUGGUGGAUGGUACAAAUGACCAUGAAGCGUACACGUUCUACAACUGGGGCGGGAUAGACAUUUUCUGCUACUUCAGCCACCACCUCGUGACCAUACCGCCUCUGGGAUGGAUCAACAUUGGUCAUGCGCACGGGGUUCAGGUUAUCGGAACUAUAAUAACAGAAUGGAGCGAAGGUGCAACGUUUUGGGAGAAUAUCUUAUCCUCAGAAGACAAAAUGCGAGACUUUGCCAACGCCUUGGUCUUUAUCGCGAAAACACUCAGUUUCGAUGGAUGGCUACUGAACGUUGAGAACAAGGUGUCGCGGCCGCGCGAGCUGGUGACAUUUGUGCAGCUGCUGCACAGGGAGCUGCACGCCGCGCUGCCGCACGCGCUGCUGCUCUGGUACGACAGCGUCACCGUCGCCGGACACCUCAACUGGCAGAACUGUCUCAAUGAAAAGAACAGGGCAUUCUUCGAUGUGUGCGAUGGCAUCUUUACGAACUAUUCGUGGUCGGAGAACGAGCUGCGAGCGAGCGCGAUGGCGGCCGGCGAGCGCCUCACCGACGUCUACGUGGGGAUCGACGUUUGGGGACGAAAUUUCUACGGCGGCGGCCAGUUCAAUACGCAGGAGGCGGUGAAGCUGGCGCACAGCUACGGGUUCUCGCUGGCGGUGUUCGCGCCGGCGUGGACGCACGAGGCGCGCUCGGACGCCUCUUGCGACGUGGACAUGUUCACGCCCAAGGUUAACACGUACGAGCAGUUCCUGUUGCGCGAGCGCGCGCUGUGGGGCAGCCUGUGGCCCUACCUCAACACUAAGCUGCCCUGCACUUUGCCUUUCGCGUCCUCCUUCUGUCGCGGACAGGGCAUCAAGCGCCGCUUCUAUGGCGAGGUAAUAAGCCCAGGGCCGUGGUUCAACUUGCGACACAUGCAGUACCAGCUAAAUUCAACACACGGUCCCCACGGAUACCUGCUUUCCAUGCUCGAGAACAUCAUCAAUGCUUCCCGCCAUGGCUUGUUCAAGAACAAGGCGGUGAUGACUCGUUGCAGACGGUCCCUCGAGCUCACCAGAAGCGGAUUAGAUACAAAAAAAUCAUUAUCCGUUAACGCUUCGCGGGUGUCCGUAGUCAAAGAAACCAAAUCCGAGACCGCAGCAGAAGCCAACUCCAUUCCUGUCGAGGAGAAAGAUGAGAAGAACGAAAACGUAGAAAAAUCUUCGAGCUCACGUAAAGUGACCGACGCAUUCCGAAAUUUGUUCAAAGUUGCACCGUUCAAGGAGGCGGAAGAUCAGCCCGAGCCCAGCGCGGCGGCGGCCGGUCCUCGCCCCGGCGCCGGCGCGGAGACCGACAGCAACGCCGGCGAAUCCGACAGUUCCAUGGUUCAGACCUCCUUGUAUAUCCGCCUCGGUCAGAACCCUAAGAAAAUUCGUCUGGCCCUGGCGCCCGUGCCCAACGAGUUGGAGUGUCUGCAACCUUAUUUUAAAGACAGUUUUAUCGGCGGGUCAUGUCUCAAACUGAACCCCUCGGACAAGGUGGACCCCGGGCAUCGUUGCCUCAGGCUGCUGCACUGCGACUUUCCCUUCGACGGCGACUUGAUCGCUUGUGUCGUCACUAAAAAUUUAGUCAAACAUCCGGAUCAAUAUCUGAACGUGAUCCUGCGCGUGCUGUCGGCGAAAGGAGAAGAGACGAAAAUUGUGUUAUUCGGAGGAACCGUUUCCGAAGGCAAGAUGCCGCCGGCUAGCAGCUCUUCACUCACCUAUGCCCUGCCGUGUAACUCCAGUCCCGGCUUCAAUGAUCUGCAGAAGUAUAUGUGGCUUAAUGAGCCGGGAUUUUACGUGCCCGUGGAUAACCAUUUCGGUUGGAACGUAAGGUACUACGUGGUGAGCGCGCGGGAGGCGCGCGUGGCCGCCGUGGACUGCCGCACGGCCCGCGCCGAGGGGCCCUUGCUGCUCGGACACUUCGGACUCUGCCAGGACGCAAAGUUGGGGUGACCAUAUCGUCGUGAACCACCUGAACAUUCCAUACACGGCUAUUACUCGUAGCCGGAUAUUUAUCUUCAUGUUGGGAUCAUCGUCAUGUAUUAUGUCUAACAUUUUGUAUUGUAUUGUAAAUUACGUUCUAAUAAAGUAUACCAUUUAA